AUGGCGUCACAUGGGAGUUGGUGCAUUUACAAAAUCAUAUGCACUGCCAUAACUGUAGCUUUGUUUCGACUGUCGGUUGCAUCGGAUCUGAACCAUCAACGUCCUGCUGGGCUCGAUGCGUCUACUCAAGAUGCUGGCGCUUUGAAUGGCUACUUGAAACUUCCCCAUGGCAAGGAGGAAGGCGAAGCUCAUGGCGCGAUUGAGCCACCGAAAAGCUCGCGGCUUGUUUCCGUUCAAGUUGGUAGCGGACGCGAAGAGAUUCCAGCAUUUUACGCCAACGACUCGGCCGACCAUGGUGUACAGCAUGUGUAUAUCACGUUUCAUGGCAAGCACCGCGAUGGAGGCGCCUACUGGGCGAUGAUGAACGAGGCCAUCAGGAGACGGCGCGGCAAAAGGGGAUACGGAACAGACCGGAAUACCGUUGUAGUCGCUCCUCAGUUCCUGUCCACCAUAUACAACUCUGACCAGUAUACUGGCAACCAGCUUGCGUGGACCGACCUGAAUGCCUGGCAGGCCGGCAGCAGGGCAAACCACCCGCCGAGGACCAAGCUGACUCCCAUUGACGCCUUGGAGGCCAUCGUAGAGACGUUUGCUAACCAGACAAGAUAUCCCAGGAUGCAAAAUGUCACCGUCUUUGGCCACGGUGGUGGAGGCCAGCUCGCGCAGCGGUAUUCGGCUGUUGGCAAGGAAGCGCCGCCUCAUAUCCACGUCCGCUACAUUCAUGGCGAUGCGUCAACCAGUAUCUACUUCACCAAAGACAGGCCGGCAGAGCAGGGCAGCACUUCUGCGUGCAAGCGGUACAACACAUGGCGGUACGGCUUUGACGAGUUCCCAGGCACGUCGGCAGGCUCCAAGACAGCCAAGGAGUACUUCCGGCGGUAUAUCAGUCGCGACGUCGUCUCCAUUGUCGGAGUGAGGGAUGUGAAGAGCAACGGCGACCAGUCAUGCAUGGCCAAGCUGCAGGGCGGGAGGAAGCGACGGGGCCGCAAUCUGGCUUGGUACAAGUAUGUCCACGCCCUGGCACAGACGGGCGAGGACGUGGACGGGUUUCCCGGGCAGUUUGACAGUCUCCCCGACUGGAGUGCGGCUUCCAACCAUAGCAUCAGGCUGCGUCUGACGGCUGUGGAAGAUGUUUCGCAUGAUGCAACGGGCAUUCUCGAGAGCCGCGGCGGCCAGUCGGCGCUAUUCAGCGAUGGCCAUGUCGAGCUUGGCUGGCGGCCUGGGCAUCGUGGCUCGCUGUAG
Molecule: messenger RNA, 1242 nt
Organism: Hirsutella rhossiliensis
Lineage: Eukaryota; Fungi; Ascomycota; Sordariomycetes; Hypocreales; Ophiocordycipitaceae
Product: putative transmembrane protein
Exons: 2
Coding region: 1-1242 (413 amino acids)
Source: RefSeq, a predicted model, not a curated record